This is a messenger RNA of Dictyostelium discoideum AX4, 1440 nucleotides long. It is a transcript of the gene cdsA, whose product is annotated as CDP-diacylglycerol synthase. Bases 1 to 1440 code for a protein of 479 amino acids. Gene Ontology annotation, molecular function: phosphatidate cytidylyltransferase activity. Gene Ontology annotation, biological process: CDP-diacylglycerol biosynthetic process. Gene Ontology annotation, cellular component: membrane. The record is from RefSeq and is a predicted model, not a curated record. The transcript has 4 exons. NCBI's taxonomy places the organism in Eukaryota, Evosea, Eumycetozoa, Dictyosteliales, Dictyosteliaceae.
AUGAGGACAGAUAACAUUAGAAAUAGAAAAGAACAAUUAAAAAAACAAGAGAAAAAAGAUUUUGAUUCGUCAAAAGAUGAAGAAACCAGUACAUCUGAUGAAGAAGAAAGUAGUGGAGGGAAUAGAAGUAAAAUAGCAGGAAAAGAGAAUCAUCAAAAUAAAAAUAUAAUAAAUCAAAAAACAAAUAAUAAUAAUAAUAAUAACAAUAUAAAAGAGAAAGAUAUAAUUGAUAGUUCAGUAAACAAUGCUGACAAUUUAAAAGCAACAGAUCCGCCAUCUGCAAAAUAUAAAAAAUUAGCAAUUCGUUCAGUUAUGGGUGCAUUUAUGAUUGGUUUCUUUACAAUCGUAUUAUCAACUGAUCAUUUCAUCGUUGCAUUAUUUGUAAUCGCCCUUCAAUUAUUAGUAUUCAAAGAGAUGAUUGCAUUAAGAUACAUUGAAGCAAAAGAGAAAAAGAUUCCACACUUUAGAACUCUCAAUUGGUUCUUUUUAUUCACUUCUUUCUUCUUCUUUUAUGCUAAACCAAUCUUAAUCACUUUAGCAAACUAUUAUCCUGACAUCUUUCAACAUUUUGUAAGAUAUCAUCUAUGGCAUUCUUUCUCAUUAUAUUGUAUUGGAUUCGUAUUAUUUAUUUUAACAUUAAGAAAGGGUGUUUACAGAUAUCAAUUUUCACAAUUAACUUGGACUCUUAUGAUUUUAAUGAUGGUAGUUGUUCAAUCAAAUUUCUUAAUUUCAAAUAUUUAUCAAGGUCUCAUUUGGUUCAUCUUACCAGUAUCUAUUAUCGUUUGUAAUGAUAUCUUUGCUUAUUUCAAUGGUUUCUUUUUAGGUAAAAAAUUCAUUAAUAGACCAUUAAUGAAGAUUUCACCAAAUAAAACAUGGGAAGGUUUCAUUGGUGCAACUGGUUGGACAUUAUUAUUUGCUUAUUAUUUCUGUGGUUUCUUACUUAAAUAUGAUUGGAUUGUAUGUCCAAAAGGUAAUACUGGUUUUAUGGAAUCAUUACAUUGUACUAGAGAUCCAGUAUUCUUGGAAAAAGAAUUUAUUUUCCCACCAGAAAUAACUACAAUUGCUUUUAAAUAUUUGGGUAUUACAUUAUUACCAUUUACAUAUAUUCCAAUUCAAUUCCAUGCAUUAGUUUUAGCAUUAUUUGGAUCAUUGAUUGCACCAUUUGGAGGUUUCUUUGCAUCAGGUAUUAAGAGAGCAUACAAGGUUAAAGAUUUCGAUACUAUCUUCCCAGGUCAUGGUGGUGUUACCGAUAGAACUGAUUGUCAAUUCAUUAUGGGUCUUUUCAUUCACGUCUAUUACAAUACCUUUAUCAAAACUCUUGAAAUCGAUCCAACCUUUAUUUGGCAAAAUAUUAUGAUGUUGUCAAUGGAGGAGAAAAUGGUAAUCUAUGAGAAAUUGAAACAAUCCAUAGAGUUUACCACUGGUACUAUUACUGCAUAG